Raphanus sativus (radish) is the source of this 1562-nucleotide messenger RNA. Its product is annotated as phospholipase A1-Ibeta2, chloroplastic. The transcript has a single exon. The coding region runs from base 21 to 1562 and encodes 513 amino acids. Lineage: Eukaryota; Viridiplantae; Streptophyta; Magnoliopsida; Brassicales; Brassicaceae. Gene Ontology annotation, biological process: lipid metabolic process. The record is from RefSeq and is a predicted model, not a curated record. Gene Ontology annotation, molecular function: glycerophospholipase activity.
UCUCUCUUCCACAAUUACUCAUGCAGAUACUUACGCCUAGCACCGACUUAUUCCACGCACAACAUAGACCUUUUACAUGCAGUACCAAAACCUCGACGUUGAUCCGAACGAAGCCACUCUCCGUUUCUACGGCCAGGAAAACAAAUAGAGAACAUCUCAGAAACCUUGAGAACGUUCUUAAAACCUCCUCAACCUCUACAGAUAAUCUCCACAAUAAUGUAUCUUCUCCCCAAGUAAUUAAGACGACAACGUCAACGUCGAAGUUACUAGGAGGUUUGAACUUAGCGAGAAUCUGGCCUCAGAUGAAGGCCGCCGUCGACGAAAUGUCUCCGAAGCAUCUAAAGCGGCUUCAAAGACUUCUCUCAAAAUCAUCCGAGGAGCGUUCGCCCAAGAAUAAACUCGGGUCUAAAUGGCGGGAGCUACACGGGUCGAAUAACUGGGCCGGGUUGCUCGAUCCUCUAGAUGAGAAUCUCCGUCGAGAGCUUGUCCGUUACGGAGAGUUCGUGCAGGCGUCUUAUCACGCGUUUCACUCCGACCCGGAAGGCUCGCCGAGAGACGUCGCGUUACCUGACGGAUCAUUUAAAGUGACCAAAAGUCUUUACGCCACGUCAUCUGUUCAUUUACCUAAAUGGAUCGAUGACAUGGCGCCUGAUCUUAGGUGGAUGACUAAACAAACUAGCUGGGUUGGGUACGUGGCCGUCUGCGAUGAUCCGAGGGAGAUCCGACGGAUGGGGAGGAGAGAGAUCGUCAUCGCGCUACGCGGAACCGCCACGUUGCUCGAGUGGUCAGAGAAUUUCAGACCGAACCUGGUUUCCAUGCCUGAACAAAAACCCGAUCCAUCAGACCCGACCCGGCCCAAAGUCGAAUGCGGGUUCAACAGCCUCUACACGACGGCCAGCCAGCACGCGCCGAGUCUCGCCGAGUCACUGGUCGGAGAGAUCACCCGGCUCGUGGAUCUCUACGCCGGAGAAGAGCUGAGCAUCAGCGUCACCGGACACAGCCUCGGCGCCGCCAUCGCUCUCCUCGCGGCAGACAAUAUCGCAGAGCGUGUCCCGGACGCGCCUCCGGUGUCGGUUUUUUCGUUCGGCGGGCCUCGUGUGGGGAACAGAGAGUUUGCUGAGCGGCUAGAAUCGAAGGGAGUGAAAGUCCUCCGCGUCGUUAACAGCCAGGACGUGGUGACGAAAGUUCCCGGGAUAUUCUCCGAUAACGAUAAUAGUAGCAAGCAGGGGCAGAGUCGUAUAAUGGAGAUGGUGGAGAGGAACAAUCCGUGGGCUUACUCGCACGUGGGAGCUGAGCUGCGCGUGGAUAUGAAGAUGUCUCCGUAUUUGAAACCAAACGCUGACGUGGCGUGCUGUCAUGACCUGGAGGCGUACUUGCACUUGGUCGACGGGUUUUUGGCUUCGAACUGUCCGUUUCGGGCGAACGCGAAAAGGAGUUUGAGGAAGCUGUUGGAUGAGCAACGGUCUAACGUCAAGGUUUUGUACACUGGGAAGUCUUUGAGACUCAACCGUGAUAGUGUUGUCGAUAACGGAGAUGUUUUGCCUAGUCCGUCGUCAUUGUGA